Molecule: messenger RNA, 535 nt
Organism: Eruca vesicaria subsp. sativa (arugula)
Lineage: Eukaryota; Viridiplantae; Streptophyta; Magnoliopsida; Brassicales; Brassicaceae
Source: the annotation of a GenBank genome assembly
CUUUUGCAUUUAUAAGGUUUGAUUAUCACUUGGAAACAGCUAUAAUAACGAGGCACCAUUACAACUAUUAACUCAAAAGGUUUUCAAAAUAUUACCUAAACCAAUGGCGACGCUGCAAAGAUUCAAGUUCCUAGCGACGCAGUGUGGAGUUGAACAAAGCCCCACACGAAGUCCAAGCCCGAGUACAAGUCCUUUGGUACAGUUUCGUCGCAAGAAGACAACCUUAAAGAUGCUUCUGAGUCUUGGAUCGCCAAGCCGCCGAGAGCAGACUCUGAUUCAUCAUGAGGCUUCUCACAGGGACGUAGGUGGACGCAAACUGAGAGACUUAUUCGUCUCUUCGUCUCCUCUAGAGGAAGAAGAAGAAGAAGAGGAGGAGAGACCAAAGGGGAAAACAAAAGAAGAAGUUCUUGCAGCCAUGAGAGCUAAACUAAACGCAUCUGCUGGUUCACAGAUGGAAUCAGCGGUUUGGUUCGGAUUCAGCAAAAGGCUUCUCAAGCGAGCUUGGCGUCCUAAGCUUGGUACCAUUACUGAGUAA